GACAAGGACGCGGGAGAAGGCAAGUUCCUUUUUCCUCGCCGUCUGCUCGACAACAUACAGACAGAAUAAAUCUCCGGCUUGCUGAUCUGGCCUCGUCCGGACCCGCUCUGGCUCGUUCGGGCGGACGCUGGGCGCACUUACAGUGAGCGAGCACAUACGCCCGCCCACACACACACAAGCACCAGUACACGCUGCGUUUCUCCUGUCCACGGCUCCCUCGCACGGCCUCGCUCCCUCACGCAUUGCACACACAUGCCUUCAUCAUACAACGACGCUCCACCACCGACCAGCCCAGUCUCGUUCGCACGCUGGUAGCCCCCCCAAGAAAAGCGGUGUGCAGCCGGUGCAAGUGUCGCGCUGCUGUGGUUUGUGGUCGUGUCGUGAUACGGUGGGCAAGAAAGGCUUUGCCUGAUCUCCAAGAAUCUAAACCGCCCUGGCCUCUUUCGCGCCUGCUACGGCCACAUUCGUACGCCAUAAUCUAGCCAGCAUACGUUUCUCUCUUGCUUUCCAGCUCCCUCUUGGCUGUUUGCCAUCGUCGUCCACUCGCUUGAUCUUCACAAAACCAUUUUUUGGUCCCUGCGUUCGCUUGUGCUGCUCAGCCUGGUUGCCUUUCUCACCCUUGGCGCUGGCAAGACAGGAAGAGAGACGGAAAAAAAAGAGCUGGGCAUCGUAUACGAGGGGCAGCGGCCCGUUUUGGAAGCUAUAUUUACGAACCCGCGGCAGGCGUUUCAGAACCGACAAGACGACAUCAUCGUCUUGUACGGCCAACAAACGUCACCGCUUGCUCUUGAGGUGCCGUUCUCCACCCGCACACGCGUACACGAAACCUUGCCGUCGCUCCCGCAUCCCACCCCAUCAUGAGCUCUGGCAGCAACGUGGGGAUGGAUCAGCUUUUGCCCUCCGUCACUCCACCCAUACCGCAGCCUGCGCCAGCCUACCUCGAUGCUCAGCAGCGCGACGUCGACAGUGUCUCUUCGCCCAAUCAGCCCCCCCUCUACAGCACGCCUAACUUCAUGCGAAUGUCCUCCAUAGAGCGGAAACCGAUCGGCGGCAAUGGUGGAAGAGGCCCUGUGUCGCUGCCGGCCCGGUACAAGAACAACCCUCCACCAGCCGCGCCGAACGACGGCAACAAUCACGCCGCCGCGUCGCCCGCAGCCAACCGUGGCUCGCAGAUUUCGGUCACGCCAAGCGUAGAUGGCCAGUCCGUCGACUCGAGAGAGCUGCAGACGCCGGAGCCGGGACACUACAGGGACUCUACCUAUUCAAUGCCGCCCACUCAAAGUAUCCCGACCCACCACGGACAUAUAAGAGAUCCCUCGGAGAGCAUAGCGCCCUCGGAGGUGGGGGAGAUCUCGUCGACAAACACGCCGAUGCAGAGCCAGCUUGGCUUUGACGCGCACACGGGGCGUCACGACGAAAUAAGAGAAGAAGACAAUGAAGAUGCACAGGCGGAGAUGUAUCCCCAGCUGCAGUAUUUUCACCAGCCACCCCGAAUACGUAGCGAGCACAAUGGCGCCGGUUCUCCUGUGCCGGAGAUCAACUUGCCUGUGGAAGACCUGCAGAGACCAAGAUCGACCCUGACGGUCGGUUCGGGCUCGGAUGGUUCGCACGGCGCUCGUCGGUCGCGGCUGUCCGUCGCUGGAUCCAUUUCACCGGGAGGCUCGCCCGCGCAACAGGGCCGCAAUUUCUCACGGCACCGACACUCGCCGGACAACAGGCCCCUGUCGUACGUAGAUCUGCUUUCCAUGCCGUACGCACAACAAGUAGCGCCCGGUGCAUCGCUGAAUAAUUCCGUGCUCAAGAACGCCGUCGGAAGCAACGCCUCGCUGUUGGACCACAGCAAAACCUUGGAGAUGUACCGUCAGAACGUCAAGAAGACCUCGGACCCUGCCGUGCAGUAUGAAUUUGCCGUGUUCAUGGUGCAGAUCGCCAUGGAGAUGCCCCCGGACGAACGAGGUGGCCCUAACUCGCGUGAAGACAUGCUCAAGGAAGCGAAGCACAUUCUGCACAAGCUCGCCGACAGGAGCUACCCGUUUGCGCAGUACUACCUUGGCGACGGCUACUCCUCUGGCCUGUUCAACAAGGGCAAGGAGGACUAUGACCGUGCCUUCCCUUUAUUCGUCGCCGCAAGCAAGCACGGACAUGCCGAGGCGGGUUAUCGCGCUGCGCUGUGCUACGAGUUUGGAUGGGGUUGCCGCAAGGACUACGCCAAGGCCGUGCAGUUCUACCGCGCGUCUGCGUCAAAGAACCAUCCUGGCGCGGCGACACGGCUCGGCAUGGCCUGCUUGGAGGGCACGAUGGGCCUGACGAACCACUAUCGUGAAGGCAUCAAGUGGCUGAAGCGGGCGACGGAAUCGGCAGACAUGCAAUACAACGCCGCGCCAUACGAGCUAGGCCGCCUACACGAGAACGGGUAUGGCGACGACGUGUUCAAGGACGAGGUGUACGCCGCCCAAUUGUUCACAAAAUCGGCCGAACUCGGCCAUCCAGAAGCGAACCUGGUCAUGGGCAAGGCAUACGAGUAUGGCUUGCUGAAGUGCCCGAAGGACGCGGCACUCAGCAUUCACUUCUACAAUGGCGCAGCGCAGGCUGGACUUCCGGAAGCAAUGAUGGCUCUGUGCGCAUGGUACCUUUUCGGGGCGGAGCCCAUCCUUGCCAAGGAUGAGAACGAGGCAUUCGCCUGGGCGCUCCGCGCUGCCGAGCUAGGCUAUGCUAAAGCAGAGUAUGCCGUCGGCUACUUCAAAGAGAUCGGUAUUGGCACGCGGCAGGACGCUCUCGAGGCGAACGUCUGGUACGUGCGUGCCGCGCAGCAGGGUGAAGAGCGGGCCAAGCAGCGGCUCGCUAUCAUCCAAGAUGCAGCAUCUGGAGGCACAGGGCAGAAUGUGCUGGCCAAUGGCGAGAAGCCGAAGACCAAGAAAGGGCUGUUUGGGAAGCUAGGCAUGAAAGAUUGAGGAGGGGGGAGAAGAGCGACAUGUAGUGAGCGUUUUUUUUUUUUGCGAACCAGUUCUGUUAACGUGUGCAUAAGCAUCUCUACAGGAGGAAGCAACCGUCGUCGUUUAGAUAGACAUGCCGCCCGAGGCGGCUACGGCAGCGGCGACGAGGCUGUGUGAUCAGAAAGAGACGCGCACAAGACACUGAGGGGGAUGGCGGUGGAACUAUUUUGAACGCACUUUAUUUUUCUCGCAUCGAGGCAUUGCAUAAACGUGGCGCAACGGACCAACAUUUUGAUUUUGAUGAUUAUGUAAGGGGCACUGCGCAGCAAAUAUGUCUCCUCUUCUUCCCUUCUCCCUUUCGCCUCAUACAUCACAAUCACUCCCAUCCUUGCUCACCCUUGGAGACUGAGAGAACCAGAAGCACGCUUUAUGAUUGGUAAUCUCAACAUCCGUAUCCAAGUCAUCAAUCGCUCUUGUGGACAGGGGAGAGGCCGAAAGUGGACUCGGGAUAUUGGACAGUUGGAUUUGGGAGAAUAGGAGAGGGAGAAAGGCUAUUGAUAACUCGCUGCUCUGUUCUUUUUUUUUCGAUAGCAAAUACAAUAAUGGUAAUGCCGAAGGGGGGCAAGUGUUUUCCAGUGAAAAGGUGGUCUACACCGCCGGCGUUACCGUCC
Messenger RNA from Verruconis gallopava, 3604 nucleotides. RefSeq lists its product as uncharacterized. The transcript is spliced from 3 exons. The coding region runs from base 858 to 2951 and encodes 697 amino acids. Gene Ontology annotation, molecular function: protein binding. The record is from RefSeq and is a predicted model, not a curated record. NCBI's taxonomy places the organism in Eukaryota, Fungi, Ascomycota, Dothideomycetes, Venturiales, Sympoventuriaceae.